This is a messenger RNA of Hippopotamus amphibius kiboko, 1127 nucleotides long. RefSeq names its product aquaporin 3 (Gill blood group) (gene AQP3). Gene Ontology annotation, molecular function: glycerol channel activity; urea transmembrane transporter activity; water channel activity. NCBI's taxonomy places the organism in Eukaryota, Metazoa, Chordata, Mammalia, Artiodactyla, Hippopotamidae. The coding region runs from base 87 to 965 and encodes 292 amino acids. The record is from RefSeq and is a predicted model, not a curated record. Gene Ontology annotation, cellular component: plasma membrane; basolateral plasma membrane. Gene Ontology annotation, biological process: glycerol transmembrane transport; water transport. The transcript is spliced from 6 exons.
CUAUAAAGGGCGCCACCCGGCGCAGGCGGCCGCUGUUGCUGUGUCCGCCGCCCGCCCGCCCGACAGCGCCGCCGCCUGCCCCCGCCAUGGGUCGACAGAAGGAGCUGGUGUCCCGCUGCGGGGAGAUGCUCCACAUCCGCUACCGGCUGCUUCGCCAGGCGCUGGCCGAGUGCCUGGGGACCCUCAUCCUCGUGAUGUUUGGCUGUGGCUCUGUGGCCCAGGUUGUGCUCAGCCGGGGCACCCACGGUGGUUUCCUCACCAUCAACCUGGCCUUUGGCUUUGCCGUCACCCUAGGCAUCCUUAUUGCUGGCCAGGUCUCUGGGGCCCACCUGAACCCUGCCGUGACCUUUGCUCUGUGCUUCCUGGCGCGUGAGCCCUGGAUCAAGCUGCCCAUCUACACCAUAGCUCAGACUCUGGGAGCCUUCCUGGGUGCCGGGAUCAUCUUUGGGCUGUAUUAUGAUGCAAUCUGGGCCUUUGCCAACAAUCAGCUUGUAGUUUCGGGCCCCAACGGCACAGCUGGCAUCUUUGCCACCUACCCCUCUGGACAUUUGGACAUGGUCAAUGGCUUCUUCGACCAGUUCAUUGGCACAGCCUCCCUCAUCGUGUGUGUGCUGGCCAUUGUGGACCCCUACAACAACCCUGUUCCCCGUGGCCUGGAAGCCUUCACCGUGGGCCUGGUGGUCCUGGUCAUCGGCACCUCCAUGGGCUUCAACUCUGGCUACGCUGUCAACCCCGCCCGCGACUUCGGCCCUCGCCUUUUCACCGCCAUUGCUGGCUGGGGCUCCGAAGUCUUCACGACCGGCCGCCACUGGUGGUGGGUGCCCAUCGUCUCUCCACUGCUGGGCUCCAUCGCGGGUGUCCUCGUGUACCAGCUCAUGAUCGGCUGCCACGUGGAGCCGCUCCCGCCCUCCACCGACGAGGAGAACGUGAAGCUGUCCCACAUGAAGCACAAGCAGCAGAUGUGAAUGGGCGGGGGGCACCCCCAGCCCCUCCCGUGAGCAUCCGUUGACUGUGCAGGGGCUGCUCCCUAGAUGUCCUCUCCACGGCCCCUCCCAGGCCGCGAAGCUCCUUGUCUACCAGCACCCCUCUGACAGCCCUCUUCAGGAUCUCCCAUCCUGAAGGAAAUA